Messenger RNA from Darwinula stevensoni, 966 nucleotides. Lineage: Eukaryota; Metazoa; Arthropoda; Ostracoda; Podocopida; Darwinulidae. The record is from the annotation of a GenBank genome assembly.
AUGAGGAAAUUCAGUAUAGAAAAUAACGUUCGAGUGAAGGAGCUGCCUGAAGGCUCCCUUGGGAACCUCUCUUUCCAGGAAAUAUCCCUGAGUAACACCUUCGUGAAAGAGAUCCAUCCUUCGGUCAUCCUCUUUUCUAAAGACUGUCUUGUGAAUCUGAUCAUUCAGAAGGGUCUCCUGGAAAAGUUUCCUUUCGAUGUGGAAGUAAUCCCAUCAGCUAAGAGGACAGAACUACGACGACUCCGAAAAAUGCCCAUUCCUUGCUAUAUUCCUCCCUCGAAUCUCAUGUCGAUUCCAUUAUUCACCUCUCUCCUCUAUUCACUCUUCUUGGUGUUUGGGAAAGCUGAAGUCCCGGCCCUCAAGAGCAAUAGCCUGGAGAUGGUCAGCCUCUCGGGCAAUAAAAUAGAGACACUGGAAGAAGAUGGAUGGUCGACACCCAACUUGAAGUACCUAAACAUCGGGUGUUCCCUGGGCCCUACCCUUUCUAGCGGCCUGUUGGAAUUUCGCAGUGAUGCCCUGAAAUUAGUGGCUCUCAAUCACAACAUCUCUCGAAUGGAGCUGGGAGCGAUCAAAGGUCUCAUGCCAAAUACUAAGGUGAAACUCUUUGGAAACAAGAUCGCUGCAUUGGAAGAGGGUAUUUUCCGUCCCAUACUUGAGGAAAUGUCCUUUGGAACCGGAAAAUUGGAGAUUUGGAGCUCCGUCAUCUGCUAUCGCUGCAAGAUGAAACAGGGGCGGACCCUCGCGUUGAUGAAUGAAGAUUUGAAGCGGUUUCGAAGAGGACAACCAGAUAAAAUUAUUUCCUCAUCGGACCUGAGCGAACAAGCACCUUCUCUGCCAUACAGGAAAAAUUGGGAAUUCCCAAGAGAGAAGCUAAAGCUAGUAAGCGGGAAGGAGCUUGGUCGGGGUAUGUUCGGGGUCGUGAUCAAGGCCGUAGCCGUUGGGAUAUGUCCUCCGGAACCGGAAACG